CACACACACACACACACACACACACACACACACACACACACACACACACACACAGACAGGGUGUGUUUCUGCAGAUUCCCGCCCUGCCUCCUUCCACAGUCAUCCUUUCAUAAUUCAUUCGCAUCUAUUCUUACAACUGACCGACUCCUAUCCGCUCGCCGUGGUAUCACACUGACCCUCUCCGUCACAACAGUCUCCUCCCCCCCAUUCGACGCCACGCCGACCUUUUGACUGACAACAAAUGUGACCAAUAAGAACCGGAAUCCCCACUAGCUACGUAUCUCAUCGGCCAAUGAGAACGCCGGUGGGCGGGAAUCACCGUGGGCCUGGCAUUCAUGUUUGGUUGCAGAGAAAGUCUUUCCCCGGCUAUGCGAGCUGACUUACAGCUGAGCUGAGGAGACGCAAGGACGGACACCGGAGCCAACCACACCUCUCCUUCAAGGAGCCUCCUCGACUUUUGGAUACUACUCGGGAACUAUUCGGAAGCGGUCAACUUGAAUUUAUUCUUUACCCUUUUUUUUUUUGAACGGAAUGGAUUAUGAAAAGACCUAAACUGGGCGGUCUGGUGUAGAAGUGUUGCUGGAAGAGUUUGCCAACUUUUGAAGGAGGUCACAACUUUAACGUUUAAAGUCUUAUCUGGAGGGGAACUAACUCCAAAGCUGAAAUGGAUCAAGCCAGCGGUGGGGAGGACCCGAAUAAACCCUCCAAAAAGAAGUCCAACGAGGAUGAGGGUAAAAACAAAAAGCUGAACAUACACAUAAAAACAUUGGCUGAUGACAUGCGCGAUCGUAUCACCAGUUUCAGGAAAACAGGGGGGAAGAAGGAGAAGCCCCUUAUACAGCAUCCAACAGAUCCCCUCUCUACCCAGGCUGAGCUGCCUAUUCCUCAGCCCCUUUUUGACGACCGCUCCAUGAACCUCUCAGAAAAGGAGAUCAUUGACCUCUUUGAGAAGAUGAUGGAGGACAUGAACCUGAAUGAGGAACGCAAAGCCCCUCUGCGUGGAAAGGACUUAAGCACCAAACGUGAGAUGGUGGUCCAGUACAUCUCAGCCACUGCCAAAUCUAUAACUGGGAGCAAAGUUGCGGGUGGACUGAGAAACAGCAAGCACGAGUGUACGCUUUCAUCCCAGGAAUAUGUCCACGAGCUGCGUUCUGGCAUCACAGAAGAAAAGCUGCUCAAUUGCUUGGAGUCUCUCAGAGUGUCCCUCACUAGCAACCCUGUCAGUUGGGUUAAUAACUUCGGCCAUGAGGGUCUUGGCCUACUUCUAGAUGCUUUGGAGAAGCUGCUGGACAAGAAACAGCAAGAGAUUAUCGAUAAACGGAACCAGCAUAAACUCAUCCAAUGCUUGAAAGCGUUCAUGAACAAUAAGUAUGGACUGCAAAGGAUCCUGGGAGAUGAGAGGAGCCUAUUGCUGCUGGCACGAGCGAUUGACCCCAAACAGACCAACAUGAUGACAGAGAUUGUCAAAAUUCUCUCUGCUUUCUGUAUUAUUGGAGAGGAAAACAUCCUGGAUAAGAUUCUAGCUGCCAUGACAAUUGCUGCAGAGAGGAACAAUAAAGAGAGAUUUGCUUCGAUUGUGGAAGGACUGGAGAACCAUGAAGCCCAGCAGCUGCAGGUUGCUUGCAUGCAGUUGAUUAAUGCCCUGGUCACUUCCCCUGAUGACCUGGACUUCCGGAUACAUCUACGCAAUGAGUUCUUAAGAUGUGGUCUAAAGAAGAUCCUACCUGAGCUAAAAGAGACAGAGGAGCUCGACAUCCAGCUGAAGGUGUUCAAUGAGAACAAGGAGGAGGACUCUAUUGAGCUCUCCCAUCGCCUGGAUGACAUCCGCGCUGAGAUGGAUGAUAUGGGUGAGGUGUACCAUCUCCUGUCCAACAUGGUGAAGGAUACUGGUUCGGAGACCUACUUCUUGUCGAUUCUUCAACACUUACUGCUCAUCAGGAAUGACUAUUACAUCAGGCCUCAGUAUUACAAGGUGAUAGAAGAAUGUGUGUCUCAGGUGGUCCUGCAUCGCAAUGGGAUGGACCCUGACUUUGGCUACAGCAAAAGAUUGGAUGUGGACUUCACGCAUCUGAUUGAUCAGUGUGUGGAUAAAGCCAAAGUUGAAGAGAGUGAGCAGAAGGCUGCAGAGUACUCCAAAAAGUUUGAUGAGGAGUUCAGUGCACGACAGGAGGCCCAGGCCGAGUCUCAAAAGAAGGACGAAAGAAUCAAAGAGCUGGAGGGAAAGAUCCAGACCCUGGAGUCCCAGUUAACUAUUGAAAAAGACAAGCUCAAAGAGGCUCAGAGACUCAUCAGGGAAUCUGAAGCCAAGAUUGCUGCGGGUCCGACUGUUCCUGGAGCACCACCUCCACCACCCCUUCCAGGGGGCGCAGCAGCUCCUCCUCCACCUCCACCACCCCCUCCCCCACCUCCACCCGGUGGCUGUCCACCCCCACCUCCACCGCCACCUCUCCCUGGCCACGCUGGCAUUCCGCCACCGCCUCCCCCACCUCCGCCCCCAGGUGGAGGACCUCCACCUCCUCCACCACCCCCUGGUUGUGGGCCGCCACCUCCUCCGCCUUUCUUCGGUGGCCCGGGCGGGCCUCCGCCACCUCCUUCGCUUCCUGUCAUAAAGCUGCCUUAUGGAUUGGAGCCCAAGAAGACCUACAAGCCAGAAACUGUGAUGAAGAGGGUCAACUGGACCAAGAUAGUGCCUCAGGAAAUGGCAGAGAAUUGCUUCUGGAUCAAAGUCAAAGAAGAGAAGUUUGAGAAUCCUGACCUAUUUGCUCAGCUCUCCCUCUGCUUCUCCUCGCAGAGCAAAGUGAAAAAAGACGUACAUGAUGAGACUGACAACAGAAUGCAACAGUUCAAGAAAAAAGCAAAAGAGCUUCGCAUCUUGGAUGCCAAAACUGCACAGAAUCUUUCAAUUUUCUUGGGCUCGUUCCGCCUGCCUUAUGAAGAGAUCCGGGACAUUGUGCUGGAGGUAGACGAGGAAAGACUGAGCGAAUCACUCAUCCAGAACCUGAUAAAGAACCUGCCAGAGCAGAAAGAGCUGAGUGCGCUAGCAGAACUAAAGGGUGAAUAUGAAGAGCUAGUGGAAUCGGAGCAGUUUGGCAUUGUGAUGAGUUCCGUAAAACUCCUACGGCCGCGUCUAAAUGGCAUUCUGUUCAAGCUGACAUUUGAGGAACAGGUGAAUAACAUCCGGCCAGACAUCAUGAAUGUGACAUUUGCCUGUGAAGAGGUGAAGAAAAGUGAAGGCUUUAGCAAACUCUUGGAGUUGGUGUUGCUGGUUGGAAAUUACAUGAACGCUGGCUCAAGGAAUGCCCAGACGUUUGGCUUCAACAUCAGCUUCCUUUGCAAGCUCCGAGACACAAAAUCCAUCGGUCAGAAUACAACACUUCUUCAUUUCCUGGCUGACAAGUGUGAAGAGAAUCAUGAAGCAAUUCUGAGGUUCCCAGAAGAACUGGAUCAUGUAGAUAGUGCCAGCAAAGUGUCUGCUGAGAUCUUAAAAAGCAGUUUGACCACCAUGGAACGUCACAUUCAGAGGUUGGAGAACGACAUCGAGAACUUCCCUAAAACAGACGACAAACAAGAUAAGUUUGUGGAAAAGAUGUCCGGCUUCUGCAAGCAUGCCCGGGAGCAGUAUGAAAAACUGUCCACGAUGCACAAGAACAUGCAAAAGCUCUACGAGAACAUAGGCAGCUUUUUUGCCUUUGACCCCCACUCGGUCAGCGUGGAGGAUUUCUUCGGAGAGCUCGCCAACUUCCGUAUCCUCUUCAUGGAAGCAGUGAAGGAGAACCACAAGAAGAGGGAGAUGGAGGAGAAGAUCAAGAGAGCCAAGCUGGCGAAGGAGAAAGCAGAGCGCGAGAAGCAGGAGCGCCAGCAGAAGAAGAAGCAGCUGAUUGACAUGAACAAAGAGGGAGAUGAAACUGGUGUGAUGGAUAGCCUGAUGGAAGCCCUACAGUCCGGAGCAGCCUUCCGUGAUCGGCGAAAACGGACACCACGCAAUGGUGAUCAAAGUCCUUCCAGUCCAGGCUCUCGGUGGCCGGGUGCUAACUAUGGUAACAGAACCCUAGACAACCGCCGCGCAGUCCUGGAAAGGUCUCGGUCACGCCACAAUGCAAAUCACCAAGCUCGAUGAUCACCCGCGCCUACCACAAGACGCUAGAUAAGUGCCAAAGAGGCCUGCAAGGUGGAGACCUGGAAGACAUCUAAAGGAGGGACAGAGCACCCCUCACUGUGGCACACACACACACACACACACACACAUACACACAGAACACCAUGUACGGAACGAAAAUGCCUAAAGAAGCCACACAGAGCUGAAGAAGUCCAUCACACACACACACAUUUCAUUUUCAUGCUGUUCGUCUGAGGCCUUACAUAUUUAUUCAAUACUUUCUCAUAAUUCUAAAUGUUCAUGUCCUCUCUAGAUGGUUUAUAGGAAGAAAAAAAAAUCACAUUUUUAAGACUGCUGCUGUUCGAAAUGAAAGGUUUUCAUUGCUUGGAAAUCCAUUUUGAUUCAUGCAAGUCUAAGCCUUCUACUUAUCAAAGUACUACAGUUCACAUGCAGUUUUGACAUGAAACAUGCAGUGUUUGUUCAUUCUGCCAAGAAAGACUUUACCAUAGUGUAUGCGGGCAAGCUGUUCUUUAAAUGGAAGACAGGGAUUUAACAUCCAUGUUGGCAAGCCUACAGCCUGCUGAUGCUUGCUUCAAGUCACCAAACUCUUAGCGGAAGAGGGAGUGGUUGCUUAAAAUGUUUAUUUUUUUUGGUUUUUUGUUUUUUUUCUGUCAGUCCUUCCUUCACCAACAUCAAGAGUCCACAUGAAUUAUUUUAAUUUCCUUCCAUAUACCGCAAAGCCCACAAAGAGCUGGCCCCUGUCUGUGCCGAUAUUUCAGAGCAUGUGACUCACGGAUCUGUAAUCUCCAUUUUGACGAGACGCAUUUUUAUUUUUAGUUAUGUAAUAUCUAACAAAUGCCUUCGGGGUGCUAAUCUCUGUCCCAAGGUCGCUUUUGCUGUUUAACGUGAGAGACUGACACAUUUCUAAAUGCACAUAACUGCCUGAAGGAGCUAACAUGACCCUUUGAACUUUCCUGCAGUUAACACAAACUGCACAGGUAUUAUGACAUUUUUAAUAUUAAUAUUAUCUGAAUGCAUUGGGGAUUUUUUUUUUCUAUAUGAAGGCUCUAAGAAGACAUCCAAAAAUGACAUCUGUUGAGAGACCAAUGGCUCCUGUUAAAAUUCCCACAGCAGAUUUUCCCCCAUUUUAACAAAAUAAAUAAAUAAACAAAAAAAUGUCUGUAGAAAAUUAAGGCAUUAUGUACAUUUGUUGUUCAACAAUAUUCCAUUUUAAACAGACGUGUAAUUAAUAAACACAGGGCUAAGCAGCAUAAAAAUAAAACACAGCUGAGAUUUUGGUGGUAUAUUUAUAUUGUUGAAGAAAAUGUCAAAUGUUUGUAGGCUUAUAUGAACCACAGGAUGUAUUUUACAAUCUAUUUAAAAACCUCUUUGGGGUAAAAAACUCAAUCUACUAAGGAAGGGACUGCAUGCCUCAAACACUAAAGAGUCUUAGGACUACCCUGUUUCAUGGUGGGAUCUACGAAGUCACAACUUAAUACUUAACAUCUCACCUGAUGAAGCUUUCAGCAUCAGCUUGGUGUUUAUGUUCAGAAUAGUUGAAACUUUGCUGUAAGCUUUGUUCCUCUGCAAGGACCCAGUCACACAGCUCCUUCACAUGAACUGUUUAUUCAUAUAUUCAUGCCUAGAGCCUCCCUGUCCCCUCACUACCCUAAACUGUAAGCAGAUGCCACUAAAACACCACCACUGAAUCCACACGGAGAGUGGGCACGACCAGAAUAAUCGACUAAGGGGGCACAGAAGACAAGAUGAUGGUUGUCUUGGCAAGUGAGUCUCCAAAUGCCCUCCAAUUCCCCAGCACUAAUGGCAUAAGUGACCCUUUUACCAAAACACGAGUUUCUUUAAUAAUACCAUAACUCUACUUUAGGCUUUGUGUGUUUGUGUAUUUGGGCAAGUGUGCGUCUGUGUCUGUGUGUAUGCGUGUGUUUGUGUGUGUGUGUCUGUGUCUCUGUGUGUGUGUGUGCGCACACCAUGCCAGCUCAGUAAUCGGAACAGGAACCCAGGCAAAAUAGGAUUCAGUGUGCUUGACUCCUGGGCUGAAUAGAUGGAGAUUUUUCAUUUAAACAAUCUGCCAGUGCAGCUUGUGAUGUGUCUGUUUCAUGAUGCCUCCUCUCCCAGCUUGCAUGCUUCUAAAAAUGCAAUUUUACACAUCAUCUCGGCUCAAGGUGCAUCCACAAUGCUCUGAGAAGUCUGAAUAUUUAAAGAGACAAUAAUUCUCCCCUGAAUAUAUGGUUCGAGCAGUUGCACAGAGAAAGCAUAGAGAAUGUGAUUUCCGCAUAAGGGAUUCUGAAUAGAGAAGAGUUUCAAGGAUGUGUUGUAUAAAGCAGAGAUUGAGAUGUGCCAUUAAAGGCAGUGGUUUUCUUUUUUCUAAUCACAACUCGCCCUUUGUCCUUAACACAACCACGCCUGUACAGUUAAACGUACAGAAUAAGAGUUGUUUUUUUUUUAAUAUUAGUUCCCCAUCAACACAUUCUGAUUGGAUACAUGCCAAAAUAACCAAGGUUUGUGGUUGAAAAUUAAAAUGAAUUUGAACGAAAACGUUUUAUUCAUCGUUCAAUCAAUUUCAGAUUUUUCAAACGUGCCAUUUUCUGGAAAUUCAUUUUUCACCAUACAAUAACAGAGAAUCCCUGUUUGUCUUUGUUUAUUUUUUGUUUGGUAUAUCAAAGGGAUGACAUGUCUGUUUUUGUCAAAGUAUGAGAAAAAGUGUACAGACAUUAAAAAAAAAGGUUAGUUUUAUUUUAUUUGUAGCUAUUGUUUGAUAAAAAUGGAUCCAAUUAAGAAUUGUCAUUCUAAGUAGGGUAUUUUGACGUGAUUACAAAAUGGUAGUCGUGGUAUUUCUUCACUCCAACAUCCUUUGUAAGAUUUAGUUGGAGUUUUUAAAAAAAAGUCUUUUGUCUUGAUGCCAUUGUAGAACUGUAAUAAGCUUAGAGCUACAGUGUUUGCCAUUGUGGAAGUUUCAGAUCACGCAUCUUACUGGCAACAUUGAUUGUUAAGAACACUUAUUGUUUUUUUUAAGACUAACACCAAGCUUUAAGUUUGCCACAAGUCAAUAAAUCGAAUAGGUGAAACUGUUAAAGUUUCAAUUUUUUUUUUCCUCAAUGAAAACAGCUACAGUGCAGGCAAUAUUUAAUAAUAUAUAAGAGAAACUUCUACAAUGACAUUCCUCAUGAUCCCUAUAAAGUGAUUGUUGUAUUUCUCCCUCAGUCCAUCUUUUAGAAUAAUCAAGAAUGAUGUGCUUUUAUAGAAAAUAGCAAAAGUCCCAGGUCAAAGAACCUGAACCUUCCAUCAUUUUAGUGUGAAAAAACAGGCCUCAGUGUGUUUGGGCCAAUCAUCCCAUUGUCUUUAACUUGUGACUAACAAACCUGAACCUAUGAUAUGACCUGUGCUCAUGGUAAUUGUAAAAAUGAGGAGGCAGGGGUAUGAAAGAUUUAUGAGAAAAACUGUAAAGGUGCCAUUUUGGUUGUGAUUGGUGGCAAGUUUGUAACUUACACUCACUGACUGCGUGCACUUUACCUCACAAGAUAUUCUACUCAUGCAGAGAGAGAAUUGUUUGAGAUGUUUGAGUACGACAUUGCCACUAACGGAGUGAACUAUUUGCAAAGUAUUUCUUUUGGUAAAUAGUUCCAGCUGCCACAUAUCCAGUUCUUUCCUGCUUUGUUAGUGCUCACUAUCGAUUCGCGGAAGACCAAUUGAGACUGAAUCAACAAGCAACGCUCAUAACUGUUGACAAACCCUGUCCGAUCAUGAUGUGUAAGCUGCCAUAUCCCUGCCUACCUUCCUUGUUGUCAUUGAGUAUGUUUUAUUGUCUUAAGAAACAUUUAUAUUUGUAACAUUUUAAGUUUAUUUGUAUCCUUAAGAACAUGAAAAACACAAGAUGGUUAUGCACACUGUCCUUCCAUAGAGUAUGUAAUGGAGUAUGAUACUAAAUAAUAACCACUUUGUUAUAUAAACUGAUUUCUGAAAGAUA
Messenger RNA from Larimichthys crocea (large yellow croaker), 8081 nucleotides. RefSeq names its product diaphanous-related formin 2 (gene diaph2). Gene Ontology annotation, molecular function: small GTPase binding; actin binding. The record is from RefSeq and is a predicted model, not a curated record. Gene Ontology annotation, biological process: actin filament polymerization; actin cytoskeleton organization. The transcript has 31 exons. Gene Ontology annotation, cellular component: actin filament. Lineage: Eukaryota; Metazoa; Chordata; Actinopteri; Sciaenidae. The coding region runs from base 665 to 4117 and encodes 1150 amino acids.